This is a messenger RNA of Python bivittatus (Burmese python), 3064 nucleotides long. NCBI's taxonomy places the organism in Eukaryota, Metazoa, Chordata, Lepidosauria, Squamata, Pythonidae. The record is from RefSeq and is a predicted model, not a curated record.
AGAGAAGAGGAAAGUCCAUUCCCAUGAUUCAAAAAAUACUUUCAAGAUGCUCAUAAUGUUGCCCCAGGGGAGGAACUGGAAGUCCAUGUGUAAAGGCCUUGUUCUGGGAACCCUUCUCACUAGCUUCAUGCUGCUUCUGUACUCCUAUGCUGUUCCACCCUUACAAGUUAGCAUGACAGAGAUUCCCAUCCCUUAUUCAUGCUCUUCCUACCGCACCCAGGCCCGGCUAUCAGUUUCAGGAAAUAGUAGCCAGGGCCCACCAGGACAAAAAUGUCUCCCCAAACUAGAUAUCAUGUUCAUGAAGACCCAUAAGACAGCUAGUAGCACCAUCCUGAAUAUUCUCUUCCGCUUUGGGGAGAAACACCACCUCAAAUUCGCCUUCCCCAAUGGACGUAAUGAUUUCCACUACCCAUCCUUUUUUGAACGGAACCUGGUGAAGAACUAUCAGCCUGGCAUGUGCUUCAACAUCAUUUGUAACCACAUGCGCUUUCAGUAUGAGGAAGUGCGCAAGUUACUGCCAGCUGACACUGUCUUUGUGACAGUGCUGCGGGACCCUGCCUACCUCUUUGAGUCUACUUUCCAUUACUUUGGGAGCAUCAUUCCUUUGACCUGGAAGUUGGGAGAUGAUAAGCUGGCUGAAUUCCUGAGGGAUCCUCGGCAUUACUAUGAUCCUAACGGGUUCAAUGCACACUACCUCCAGAAUCUCCUUUUCUUUGACUUAGGCUAUGACAACAACAUGGAUCCCAACAGCCCCUUAGUUGAAGAGUAUAUUCAUGAGAUUGAUGAACGUUUCAGUUUGGUCAUGCUUUUGGAGUACUUUGAUGAAUCUUUGGUGCUUCUGAAGGACUUGUUAUGUUGGGAGCUGGAAGACAUUCUGUAUUUCAAGCUCAAUAUUCGCAAAGGCUCCACAGUCUCAAAGCUGACAGAUGAACUCUACCAAAAGGCCACAGUUUGGAACCUAAUAGAUACCAAACUCUACCAGUACUUCAAUGCCACUUUCUGGCAUAAAGUGGAAGUAUAUGGGAUGGCAAGGAUGGCUAAGGAUGUAGCCAGACUUAAGGAAGAGAAUGAGAAGAUGAAGAGUAUCUGCAUCGAUGGAGGCCACCCUGUGGAUGCCAGUUCCAUUCAGGAAUCUGCCAUGCAGCCAUGGCAGCCACUGGGUAAGAACUCCAUCUUAGGCUACAAUUUGAAAAAGAGGAUUAACAAAAAGCAUCGGAAGCUUUGCCGCAAGAUGCUUACCCCUGAAAUCCAAUACUUGACAGACCUUGGGGUCAACCUGUGGAUCACCAAACUAUGGAGCUGGGUGCAGAAAUUUUUGAAGUGGCUUUGGCAAGAAGAAAGCAGGUAAAACUGAAAUAGGUGGAUCUCAUGUACUCUUCCAAUGUGGAUUCCAGCUCUCUGAGGUUGCUCUGCUGCUUGAACUACUUAUGAGCACAGUGAAAAACAGACCAAGAAGCUUUUACCAAUUGCGGUAUUUUGCUAUUUGGAACUUCAUUCCCUUCCUCCAGCUCUCAUACUGAAACUCUUGUGGACAGCAAUCAUAAGAUAAACUGCUUACCCUGUUUUAUUAAUGUGUAAGAUAGUUUGGCAGAUUGGGGAAGUGCGUGCAUGAAGAUAUUUGCUCAUGUACUGUUUCUUUUAUUUGUGAAUAUGAGUGGAUGUUCCUUUCCUAGAGGCAAAUCAAACAUGUAGUUUGCCCUGAACUACAGUAAAGAGAGAGAACAUGCAUUGGCGGGACAGUACAUUUCUUCAUGUACUUUGAACAUAUCUGCACCAAAAGCUUAAGCAAGCAAUUGUCAUUCCCUCUUCCCUUGGAACUCUGAGCAUUGUAAUUUUCUGUUGAAGUUUUGAAACUUCUAACAGGACCUUCCACCAAAUUCCAGUUCUCAGGAUGCUUUGCAGAGAAGGAAGCCAAGUAUUUAAUUACUAUUGCUGUUACACUUUUAUAGUGCAGGUGUGCCCAUGUGAAACUUAAAUAUUACAAUGAGUAGAUGAGCUGUGAAUGAGUGUUUCUGUAUGUGUGCAUACUUAAGUUAAGCUCCCACACUGAACCAGAAUAGCAUCUUGUUCAAUUGCCUUGCUAUGUUCAUCCUGUGCUUGAAUCAAUGCUGAGCAUUUUGUUGCCUGCAAGAAUGGGGGAUGAGCAGAUUCUACACUGUGUUCCCCAAAUCUAUCUCUGUUUAAAAUUGCACAAAACAGUGUGUGGGAUGGGAUUUGCACAAAUUCACAGCACUCCAGACAGUCCAUUCCAGUCAGUGAAUGCCAAGGUCAACGUAAGCCACUUUCUUUCUAAUUCCAGGCAAACUGAGGCAGUAGAGCAUGGCCAGGAGAUCUUCUACUCAAUAGGAGGGAAAAGACUGGCCAGGCAAUCAGUUUUUCACAGACUAUCUUUUAAUCGCAUUUGGUGCUUACAGAUAGUUGAUUUGGAGUUGUCUUAUGGAUUUGUGGAUUACUAUGGCUGAGGCUGGAUGUGUCUGCACUGACCACUCUCAGAAACCACCUGUGUGCAUGGUUUCAUCUGCUUAUGUGGCCUUUCCUUUGCUCAUAAAGGCACGUUUUUAUUUUUGCUAAGUAGUUAGUAAUAAGUGGGUUUCUUUACAUAUUAUUUUAAAUAUUUGAGUUAUUAGCAAAUGAACUGAAAACCAAAAAAAGACAUUGCCUGGUGAGGCACCCAGGAAUUCACAUGUCGCUUACUAAAACCCAAUAAAUACAAACUAUUCUAAAGCAAAACAAACUCUUAAUGUUGAUCAUUUCUGUGUCUUAAACUCCAUCCUUGCGGGAACAGGAUGUAGCGAUGAACAUGGAGUUAGAAAUGCUGUUAAAAGGUAACCAGAAAGAGAGCUUCAGGUUAGUUUUCUGUGCCCUCAAUGUGCUUGGGGGCAGGGUGUGUGCAAACAUCUAUCUGUGUGUUUGUAUGUAUGGUCACUCAACUGCGCCCUGAACCAUCUUUUGUAUGUCCAUGUGCAACAGAAACUGGUCCUGGUUCCUUCCUCCAAACAUGGCUUGUUCUUCUGUCUACCCAGACUUAAUGUCCUCACUGGUUCAAGGAUCUCAGAGUUUUUUU